This is a messenger RNA of Brugia pahangi, 1098 nucleotides long. NCBI's taxonomy places the organism in Eukaryota, Metazoa, Nematoda, Chromadorea, Rhabditida, Onchocercidae. The record is from the annotation of a GenBank genome assembly.
AUGGAUAAAACAAUUGUUCAUUCUUACUGUAUUAUUGCAUUAUUGCUGAUAUUAUCAUUAAACUGUCACGCAGAGAAUGCGACAAAUGUGUUCGAUAUAAGGAAUGAAUGUAAUACGGUAGAAGGAUACGUGGCGGUUGUACUGUUUUCAUUGCUUUUGUUAUACAGUAUUGUUGGCAAUGUACUGUUAAUGGUGGUAUUCUGUAGCCGUGACAAUCUUUACAGUCGAGCGUUCAUUAUUAUCGCAUCACAAAUUAUUGUUUGUAGCUUCUUGAACUUUAUCCCACAAGCGGCCAUUGUUGUGCUUAAAAUAGUAAGGAACAAAAAUUUUGGGACAUGGAUUUACCGAAUAUUUUCUGUUUUGAGUACAUUUUCGUUUUUCGUCUCGUUGCACUUAACAUUUUUAUUGGCAAUGAAUCGCCUUAUAGCUAUAUGUUUUCCAAAAUUUAACGCUUUUUUCGAAUCGAUGAAAUUCUAUUUUCUGCUCAUCUUCCUAUGGUUAUCAGGUUUCGUAAUAUCGCUAGUAGAAUUUCAUUAUUGUAUCAAAAUUUUUAAUGUAUCAAACUUCAAAUGGUCAUUUGAUUGUACCAAAAGAACGCCAGAAAGUGGAGCUGCGUUUAUGAAAAUUCGUUAUGCAUGGACUCUUGCGAUACCCAUUGCGAUGUUCGCAAUUUAUAUUCUAAUAUUCUGCAGUAUGCGUAAUAAACGGAAGAAUGUUUCGAAUUUGUGCAUGGUGAACGGAUAUGAGCACAAGAGAACGAUUGCAACAAGCAAAUAUGAACGAAUGAUGUUGAUUCAGGCAGUGUUUGUUUGUGGUGUGAUGGAAAUUCAAAUUUUCUGUUUCAACUUCCUGUCGAAACUUACCAUCAAACUGGUAGGCAAAGAAGUUGAAAUUUUCGUCAAUAUUUUGACCAACUGUUUUGUAAUUUUCAAUGCUGCUGUAUUGCCUACAGCCAAUUUAAUUUUCGUCAAACGAUUUCGAGAGAGAGUGAAAAAGACAUUUAUAGAAUUACUAUUCAAAAUUAAGGCAGCGCAAAGCAGGUCCACUGUUGUGCCAAUUACUUCAAUAACAACUAAGAAAACUCAUCGAAUUUCUUAG